AUGUCAUACCAACAAGGAUACGGACAUCCUCAGCAGGCGGCCCCCCAACAGGCAAUGCCCCCUAAUCACAACGACAAAGGCGGCUUUCCAGGCGGUAACUUCAGUAUCGCUCACCGUGACACCAACGCCGUGCUUAACAUUGAGCUUCAGCAAGGCGCCACGGUACGCUCCAAGUCUGGUGCCAUGAUUCACAUGUCAGGCACCAUCGAACUAUCAGGAAAGUCCAAGUUCUCCAUUGGCAAGCUCUUCACGGGCGGCAACAUGUUCGAGUCGACAUAUGCCGGACCAGGCCGUGUCGCUCUGGGCCCAACACUGUUCGGAGAUAUUAUUACUCUGCACGUCGACGGUCGCCAGCCUUGGACAAUUGGCAAAGACGCUUUCCUCGCCUGUACUUCUGAAGUCACAAAGAAGAGAGAAACUCAAGGAAUUGGCAAGGCGCUAUUUUCUGGAGAGGACCUUUUCGUGUUCCGCAUCGAGGGUCAGGGUAUCAUGUGGUUGACGAGCUUUGGUGCUGUCGAUCGACUAGAUCUCCGAGCUGGUGAAGAGCACAUUGUAGACAACGGUCAUCUCGUGGCUUGGAGCUGUAACUACAAGAUCGAGAAGGCUGGUGGAGGAGCUAUGACUGGGAUGAAGACGGGCGAGGGUCUUGUUUGCCGCUUCACGGGUCCUGGUUCUGUUUACAUCCAGACUCGAAACAUGGAUGAGUUCCAGUCGUUUAUCAAGGAGACUGUAGGUGCCUAG
This is a messenger RNA of Fusarium sp. VM40, 741 nucleotides long. NCBI's taxonomy places the organism in Eukaryota, Fungi, Ascomycota, Sordariomycetes, Hypocreales, Nectriaceae. The record is from the annotation of a GenBank genome assembly.